Heterotrigona itama is the source of this 3453-nucleotide messenger RNA. NCBI's taxonomy places the organism in Eukaryota, Metazoa, Arthropoda, Insecta, Hymenoptera, Apidae. The record is from the annotation of a GenBank genome assembly.
AUGUUUAAUGGAGUGCAGACAAACCAACAGGAAAUUCAGAAGAAUGCUAAGAGACCUGGAUACGAGUUGAAAAAAAAACGCCCAACGUUUGUUUGGUAAAUUGGCGAUAAUCUGCGUUUGACGAACCCAUUUAAAGUCUGUUUAAAGAAGGAUCGACGCAUACAUUCGCAUUCUGACGAUCGGUAGGUUCGAAACUGAUGGUGGGAGAGCCAACCACGUGUGAAACAGCUGUAGAUUUAAUCAGUGUGUAGAACAGGUACGAGACGAUACAUCGGUCGGUGGAUUUCUCCUGUUUUUUUUUUUGUUUUUUUGAUCUUUCGAAUUGAUCUUUCUUGUUGAUUUUUUAUUAAAUUAUUUAAUUUGAACAAUUGUCUAGAUUAUUUUAAAUUAUUCAAUUUUAAUAACUGUCUAAGAUUAUUUAGUUUCAUUUGCAGUGUUAAAUUAUUUAUCUAGUUUGGAUUACAAUUUUAGAUUAAACUAUAAGUCAAAAAUACUCAUAUUAUUUAGUUAAUUUAGAUUAUAAUUCUAGACCAGAUCAUAGUUUUAAAUUUUUUAUUCAAUUUUAUUGCAGUUUUAGAUUAUUUAAUUACAGUUUCAUGGUACAUACGUACUAUCCAUCGCGAUGCUUUCUUGGUGACGGAAGAAAGUGAAACCGUGGAAUGAAAGCUUCAUGGUGAACGGUGAAACGGUGAAAAAGUGAAACAGAUUGUGAGGCAUCGCACAUUCGCAGAAACUAGAGGAUCACGUGCUUAAACGUUUUCACGUAAGCGCAUCAGGUGACUGGUAAAUCACCUGAAGCGUUUACUACACUUACUGAUUGUCGCUCGGUGAACCGUUAAUUGCCGGCUCUAUUUCAUUGCCAUUGAAUUGAAAGAAGGCUCGCGUUUGGUUUAGGUUAAUGAAACGAUGCAGCUCGCAUAAUAAGAAGACACGCCGAUGGAGUAUGACGGAGUGCCGAUCGAAACUUCAAAUCAAAGUUCUUCCAAGGUCUAUCAUUCAAAUUGAGUCACUCAAGCGUGCUGUACUUUCCGGUUUAUAAAUUAUGUUGUAUGACUAAUACAAAUGUGUUGAAACGUUGUUAUUAUAAAUGACAUUCAUUUGAAGUCGGAGGGAAAUUUGUUAAAUUGAAGAAAUUAUUUUAGUGCUAAAAUUACUGUUAUAAACGAACUGGAUCUGAAUGAAGUCUGAUUGAAGUCGAAGAAAAAUUCGUCGAAUCGAAGGAAAUUUUUAGUGCUGCUGAAUAUUAUUAUUAAUGCAUUAAAACUUGAAGUACUUGGUGGAACUUGAAAGAAAAUUUGUUAAAUUGUUAGUGUUUAAAUAUUCGAUUAUUAUUAUUGUUAUAAAUCAACUGAAAGUUGAAGUGUUUCGUUGAAGCUUGUUUGAAAUUUUGAAGAAAUAUUUAUCAAGUUGAGAAGAAUUUUUCUAUAGUGCUAGAAAUUUUAUUUCUCACAUUGAAAUAUUAUUAUAAACGUGUUUUGAAACUUGAAGAAGAAGAGACAUUCGAUAAGUGAAGAAAAUGACAUGACAGGAUUCAAUUUUAAGAUAUUAUUGAAGAACGUUCCUCGACUUCUAAAUUUGAAAUAAUUCGGUUGAAAGUCAAAGAAAAGUAAAUUAAGGUGAAAAAAAAUUUUUAGUGACAUGACUGGAUUCAGUUUUAAAAAAUUGUUGAAGAACAGAAUCCCUGUUCUGAAAUGGUUACCUCUGUACAAAACGAAAGAUGCAUUGGGUGAUCUAGUUGCGGGAUUGACAGUGGGUCUGACCCUAAUACCACAGGCAAUCGCGUACGCUGGAUUGGCAGGUUUAACACCGCAAUACGGUCUUUACAGCGCAUUCGCUGGCAGUUUCGUCUACAUAAUUUUUGGUACCUGUCGAGAAGUUAAUAUCGGCCCAACUGCAUUGAUCUCUUUGCUAACGUACACGUACGCGAGAGGUAUUCCCGAGUAUGCCAUCCUCCUGUGUUUUUUGUCAGGAAGCGUUACGAUAGUGCUCGGAAUUCUCCGAUUGGGUUUUUUGGUAGAGUUUGUUUCCAUACCAGUCGUCUCGGGAUUCACGUCGGCGGCCAGUCUAAUUAUCGCCUGCAGUCAAAUCAAGAGUUUGCUAGGCUUGAAGAUACACGGGGAAAGUUUCAUCGAAAUUUGGCGGGAAUUGAUCAACAAUGUCCACCGAACUAAAAUCCCUGACCUGAUCUUGUCUUGCUGCUGUAUUCUAAUUCUAUUGACCCUGAAGAAACUCAAAGAUGCCAAGGUCUCGAAUCGGAUUUUUAGAAAAUUGAUCUGGUUCCUUGGAACUGGUAGAAACGCUCUCGUGGUAAUUCUGUGUGCCGCAGUGUCGUACACCUUCGAAAAUCGCGGUGGAGCACCUUUCAUCCUCACGGGUCAUAUCGACUCUGGGCUACCCUCCGUUGAUCCACCAUCUUUUUCCAGGAAUGUUGGAAACCAGACGGAAACCUUCGUCGAUAUGUGUAAAAAUUUAGGCACCGCACGAGGAGAGUCGCUCGAUGCUACUCAAGAGAUGUUAACUUUGGGCUUGUGCAACGUUGUUGGAUCGUUUUUCCAUUCAAUGCCAGUCACUGGUUCAUUUUCCAGAAGCGCAGUGAACAAUGCUUCAGGUGUGAGAACGCCCUUGGGUGGUAUUCUAGUUAUCCUUGCUCUAAGCUUACUCACACCAUAUUUUUAUUACAUUCCAAGAGCGACCUUGAGUUCCGUAAUUGUUUGCGCGGUGGUAUUCAUGGUCGAGGUGAAAAUUUUACGGCCGAUUUGGAAAUGCAGCAAACGAGAUUUAAUUCCGACUUUUACGACAUUCUUCGCAUGCUUGUUCGCCGGUGUCGAAUUGGGUAUUUUAAUAGGUGUGGCAAUUGAUCUGGCAAUAUUAAUUUAUUUCAACGCCAGGCCGACAAUAUAUAUUGAAUACAGAAAUGCUCCUACGUUGAACUACAUCCUCGUGCGUCCCAGCGCCGGACUGCUAUUUCCAGCGGUGGAUUACCUGAGGAUAUACCUGUUAGAGAACUUAGCUAAUGAGCAUCAUAAAUUACUGAAAACCUUCAAGAACACGAAAAUUGUCGUUCUAGACUGCAAGCACAUCGAUAAAAUUGAUUUCACUGCGGCGCGUGGAUUAAAUACGGUGAUGAGAGACUUCAAGGAAAAGAAUCAUUGCUUGAUAAUGCUACGACCAUCCAAGGAAAUCCUACGGAGCGUGCAAUCGCUCUCUAAAGAAACGAUUGACGUGGUUUAUACAGAUGCCGAGCUCGUCGCUAUUUUGAAAGAAUUCAGCACGACCAAAGCAGUCAAAGAAAGUGGUGCAGAGGUAAUAGAUAUGUCAAAUGGAACUAUCAAUAGCACAAGGAGUGAACUAACCAGUACGAAGCUUUAAAACAAAUUAUAGAUACUAAAAUUACAUAAAGAUAUCGAUAACUGGAUAUCUUUUACAUAUUUAAUUUUUACAGAUAUAUUAAAU